AAAUUAUGAGACGAUAAUAAUUUAAAGUGUCAAAGCCACUGCCAUAAGCCACCUGAUUAUCGAAAACGCUACCUAACCCCUUGGAGAUAUAAAAAAUAUAUUAUGUAUAAAUAAGAAAAUAUAAUAUUACCUCUUUUACGCGGAGUAUUUUGUUGGUAUUUUACAUAUCAAUAAAAAAGUCCACGACAGCAUAAUAUAUUAUUAAGAAUAACACAACUUUAAAAUCUUUUUUAUAGAAAAUAAAUUUGUUCCAAAACUAAUGCAUUAUUUGCGAAGGUGCUUUUAAAAACAUUUUAUUAAGUUUGCAUUGUAUUGCGUCACAGGUAUUUGAUUUUGAACGAAAUUGUCUUUGACAUCAUUCACUUUUAAUGAAUAUCUUAAAAUGUAUUAUACUUAGUUUUAAAGAAAGUUUGUAACAAAAUAAUGUUCAAUUAGCAACAUACCCAUUUAUGAUGAUAUUUGACAGCCAGUAACUGUAUAAAACAAUAAUAAUUUUACACUAUAAAUCGGUUUGUCUCUACAAAAUCACCGCAAAAAGUGAUCCGGCUACAAAUGUGGAAAUUUCCUCUUUUGAACACCUCAUUUUUCAUGACCUAGUAAUACAUCUAUUAACAGUAUUUAACAUCAUUAAUAUAAAGUACCUAUUCGUAAAUUGUCGCCAGACUCAGACUUCCACGGACGAAGUCUAAAAUUUUUAUUUUUUUAUUUUUAUUUUCCCGAAUACUGUAGAGCCAACGAUAUAAGAUACUUUAGCAGAUUAUGUAAGAUUCUUUUACGGUUUAUAUUAUACCGUUUCCAUCACAGAGCCGAUUUUGAUUAAUGUCGUGUCAAAUUGAAAUAAUUGCAACUGCCGAAAAUUAACUUUGUUAUUAUUUAUUAAUUUUAAUUAAUUAUGAUAGUAAUACUAAAAUCAAUAAAAAUAGGUUCAAAAUCAUAUUCAAUAAAUCAACCUAUUUUUAUUGAUUUUAGUCUUAACCAAAAAUAACUAAUGGAGCAACGAGACAAAGAAUAAUAAAUAAUAAUAUCAAAAGACGAUGUGUACCAAAUAGUCAUCACACAGUGUAGAAGAGGAAUAAUAUACAAGCUUAGUAUACCUAUCUUCCCGCGAAAAAGCUUUUCAAGCGUUGAAAAAAAAAAUGGGUCAAUAAGUUAAUAUCAUAUUUUACGGAUAAUUUAAUCAAAAAAUUAAAUAAAAGCGGGCCUAUAGUUCCGAAGUUUACCAUACAAACUUAAUUAUGCUUCGAUAAUAAUGAAAUGUUUUUAGUUGUUAAAUGAAUUGUAAUAAAAUUUUCAUUAUAAAUAUUGUUAAUUUAUGUAUUGAAGUCGGAGACAAUUAUAAUUAAUUGUGUAAAUUUGUCAUUAAACGAAUAUUAUAUUAGGUAAAAUUAAAAAUAACAUGUUAGACCCUACGCUUAGUGUAAAUUGUUACUUAACAGAAAAUUGUAUACUUUAUUAAAAAUAUCAUCAUUAACAACCCAUAUUCGACUCACUGUUGAGUACGAGUCGCCUUUCAGAAUGGUUAGGCUAACAGUCCACCAAUGCUGAAUGGCAGUCUUCACAGACGAUAAGAAUUUAGAAAAUUCUCAAGUAGGUUUCCUCACGAUGUUUUUCCCUCACCGUCAUGUCUCAAACAUAUGAUAUUUAAUUUCUUGAAAAAUUAUAUAUAUAUAGAAUAUGUGUCCGUAAAUUUAAUUUUAAACCAAAGAUUGAGAAAAUGCUAUCACUGAAUAUUUAAAACACAUGAAAAAAUAUAGGGUCGACCAAUGAUGUUAGAAGAAAAAAAAGAGAUAGACAAGUCACCUAAACCACAUUCGAUGUUUACAAUUGGCACGCAAAAAUUAUUUCAGCGUUGUCAACGGCGCGAUGACAGUGGGACGACUGAGCUCAGGUUUGCUAAUUAGCAUAGUUUUAAUGUGCCACUUGCGGACCGCGUAUAACCUAUCUACCUCUUUUUUCUUCUUACAACAUCGGGGUCGACAAAUAAAAAUCAAAGGGGGAUUAUGAUUCCUUAUUAUUGUGGGUACGUUUAGGGCAACCAAAGAAAUCUAACUUUAAAAAUUUUCAGGUCACGGUUGGGUUUAGGCAGUUUAUUUUGUUUAUUAUGUAAAGAUGGAUUUUACCAUCAUUGUACAUCAAACAAAGGAGCUUGAUAAGAGGGUUGCAAAUAUAUUUUUUUCCGUAACUAAAAACCUAAAAUUUUGAAAAAAAUACAGUAGUUAGCUUUCCACUUAUAUUAUAUUAAUAUACUAUUAUAACAAUCUAAGUUUUAGAUAAAUAUUUAACGAAACAAAUAAGUCCAGAAGAAACGAAAAUAAAUAUAGUUACAAUUAUUAACAAUUUCAGGUCAGUUUUCAAAAAUAUCAUAGAUUAACAACGUUCGGAACCCUCGUCACGCGAGUUCAACUCGCACUUGUCCGGUUUUUUUUCUUGUCUGUCUAUAAUUUCCUACUAAAACACACUUCAUGCGGUUCAUCAAAAAAAGGAAAAAAAAAUAUUUAGCUGAUGUUGCAGGUAUGUAGGUACAUGUAUAUCUGAAACUUCGUAUUAACAUAUUAAGUGUGCAUGCAUAAAUUACAUGCAAUUAUGCAGUUAUAUAUUUUACAUAAACAAAAUUAGCAGUCAUUUUCAAUCAAUCAUUUAGAAGACAGCUAGUGGAAAUGUAUUUAAUAAUAACUACAUUUAUAGUAAUGUAUGGAGUAACACGGGUAAAAAUAUAAUUAUUUUUUUCCAUAAAAAUACUUUAAAUAUGUUGAUUAAAUUAUUUAAAAUAAAUGCAACAGAAUCAUGCAGAAGAUGUAAUAGUGAGAGUGGAGCAAGGUGUGUUGAGAGGAGAACAAAAGAUGACAGUCACAGGAGACACAGUGUACUACAGUUUCAAAGGUAUUCCAUAUGCCGCACCGCCCUCUGGCCGCUGGAGAUUUAUGUCUCCUAGGCCUCCACUAUCUUGGAUAGGGGUACGAAAUGCCACUGAACAUGGAAAUGUGUGUCCACAAAUUGAUGCUUUUAGAAACAUGCUAUACGUUGGUAGUGAAGACUGUCUUUUUUUAAAUGUGUAUUCUCCGUGCAUACAUACAGAAUCACCUCUAGCAGUAAUGGUUUAUAUACACGGAGGUGGUUAUGCAUUUGGUUCUGGAAAUGAUGAUUAUUACGGUCCCGAUUUUUUAAUGAACUCAAAAAAUGUCGUUGUUGUGACAAUGAAUUACAGACUUGACACUCUCGGCUUUCUAUGCUUAGACAUAAAAGAAGUACCAGGAAAUGCAGGUUUGAAGGAUCAAGUAGCAGCGUUGAAGUGGGUUCAAGCAAAUAUAAUAAAAUUUGGUGGCGAUCCAAAGAAGGUAACCAUCAUUGGUGAAAGCGCUGGAGCUGUUUCUUGUGCUCUACACGCAGUGUCCCCUAUGAGUCGAGGACUAUUUCAUCAGAUCAUAGCAAUGAGUGGAGUGCCACUAAGUGAAUUUAAUACUGAAUUUGAACAAACACGUAGAGCUUAUAUAUUAGGAUAUAAUUUGGGUUUCAACACUACUAAUCCAAAAGAGUUGUUACGAUAUCUCCAGUCUGUUCCUGUGAGACAAUUACUAAACACAAAUACAUCAGUCAUAGCAGCUGAAAAUUAUAUGGAUUUCAUGAUGAAAACUUAUUAUUUUAUACCAGUUGUGGAAAAAGACUUUUAUCAAAAACAAUUGUUUUUAAUCGAACCACCUGUUUUUUCGCUUAAAAAAGGACAACAUAAGGUAAAAUCUUUACUAGGAUACACCUCAAAAGAAGGACUUUUCGGUAUAUCAUUUUUUCAGAACGGACCAACAUUUGAAAAUUAUAAAAAUCACCCUGAAGUUUGGGUGCCGAGGAGUAUAUUUUACAAAUCCACACCACAAAUGCAUAUCAAACUUGCAGAUUUGAUUAAGAUAUUCUAUACUGGGUCACGACUUAGGACGCUGGUUACGAUGCAGCAAAUUGUAAACUACUUUACGGAUGUUUUUACUUAUCCUAUAUUUAGAUACGCAAGACGUCUAUCCAAUUUCAACAGAAACGAUAAUAUAUACAUGUAUGAGUUUGCAAGUAUAUCUAACCGUAAUAUAUUAAGCCAACAAGGUAUUCGAUUUGGAUUGACUGGAGUCGGUCAUACUGAUGAGCUGCAGUAUCUGUUUCACGCAAAUGCUUUAAAUUUACCCAUCGACGAGAUCUCAUCUCAAUUAAUUAAGCAGUUUAUUACCUUGAUGACAAACUUCGCGAUAUUUGGGGAUCCAACACCGGACUCGAGUCUCGGCGUCACCUGGCCCAAAUAUACUAAUCAAACAGAAAAGUAUGCUGUGAUCGGAAAUAAUUUGACAAUCGCCGCUUAUCCAAGAGCGACUAUGAUUAAUUUCUGGAAAAAUAUUUUUUACGUAGCUGAUGAAAAAUUUUGAGUAUGAAUAAUCUAACGAAAUAAUCGUUAUGAAUUUUUAUUUAUUUUUAAAAAUAUAUUAAUAACAUAAUUAUUUUUUUUUUUAAUAAAAUCCCUUUAUCCUUGUUUUGUUAAUAAAAUCCCUUUAUCCUAAUAAACAAUAUAUUAACACGA
Bicyclus anynana (squinting bush brown) is the source of this 4552-nucleotide messenger RNA. Its product is annotated as esterase FE4-like. The transcript is spliced from 3 exons. Bases 2772 to 4400 code for a protein of 542 amino acids. The record is from RefSeq and is a predicted model, not a curated record. Lineage: Eukaryota; Metazoa; Arthropoda; Insecta; Lepidoptera; Nymphalidae.